GCGGGCGGAUACGCGGCUCGGACGGACACGCGGCUUUCCGGGCUCUCUCGGUUUUCCUGCUCCGGGCCUCCGACUUUCAGCUCCGCCAUGGCUCCCAAAGGCGGCUCCAAGCAGCAGUCCGAGGAGGACCUGCUCCUUCAGGAUUUCAGCCGCAACCUGUCGGCCAAGUCGUCGGCGCUGUUCUUCGGGAACGCGUUCAUCGUGUCUGCCAUCCCCAUCUGGUUGUACUGGCGCAUAUGGCAUAUGGAUCUCAUCCAGUCUGCUGUUCUCUACAGUGUGAUGACGUUAGUGAGCACUUACUUGGUAGCCUUUGCAUACAAGAAUGUAAAAUUUGUCCUCAAGCACAAAGUAGCACAGAAAAGGGAGGAUGCUGUUUCCAAAGAAGUGACCCGAAAACUUUCUGAAGCUGAUAAUAGAAAGAUGUCUCGGAAGGAGAAAGAUGAAAGAAUCUUGUGGAAGAAGAAUGAAGUUGCCGAUUAUGAAGCCACAACAUUUUCCAUCUUCUAUAACAACACUCUGUUCCUGGUUUUGGUCAUUGUUGCUUCCUUCUUUAUACUGAAGAACUUCAACCCCACGGUGAACUACAUUUUGUCCAUAAGUGCUUCCUCUGGACUCAUCGCCCUGCUCUCUACUGGCUCCAAGUAGACUGUGUAGCUUGGCCCCCUGCCUUUGUAUCUAUGUGUGGCCUGUGCUAUAUGGAAAAGUAUCAGGGUGGCCAGGUUGGGAGACACACAAGAUGUUUUUAUAGUCUGGAGUUGGAGGGUUUAAAAAUGCAAUAGAGUGUAAUUUAGUGUUUGUUUAUUGGCUCUUUUGACAGAUUGUUGAAAUUAAAUUGAAUUGAAAGGGAAACUCAGAGUACUAGGACAUUUAUUAAAAGGCAAGAAGUCUUGCAAUGUUCUCUAAUCACAAGAGGAGAAAAUAACUUGUUUCCUACAUCUGUCAGAGGUCAUGGUAACCUGGACUGAGCUGUUAUUAUUUAUAAUAGGAGGAAGAAGUUAAUAACUGGUUCUCUGUGUUCCAAGUACAAUAUUACAACUUUUGACUGUAAAUCUCAGUGAUUCCUCUUCCCAAGGGAUUAAACAGAAGUCUCUGACUUUGUAAUUUAUAAUAACUCAAAAACAUGGCCUCUUCACUUUGAGGGAGAGAAACUUGCAACUUUUUUUUUUUUUUUUUU
Peromyscus eremicus (cactus mouse) is the source of this 1174-nucleotide messenger RNA. It is a transcript of the gene Ssr3, whose product is annotated as signal sequence receptor subunit 3. The transcript has 5 exons. Gene Ontology annotation, biological process: SRP-dependent cotranslational protein targeting to membrane. Bases 88 to 645 code for a protein of 185 amino acids. Gene Ontology annotation, cellular component: endoplasmic reticulum; membrane. Lineage: Eukaryota; Metazoa; Chordata; Mammalia; Rodentia; Cricetidae. The record is from RefSeq and is a predicted model, not a curated record.